UUUUUAUUUCUGUGUGUACUGGUUUCUGACUACUACUACACGAAUUGGCCGCCACAUGGAAAUUCGUCGACGCGACUUUAAACGGCUCUGGCCGGAGGCGGCGUGAGAGUCAAGCCUUACGUAGUAGUCACGUGACUACGUGUGCAGAAACAAACAUGGCGCCGCGAAAGUGAGGAAAACUCAGAUGCUUUUUAGUUUGGGCUCACCGCUCGUACCAUCACGUCACAACGACCGUCCGGACAGAUGAGAGGACACUCUUCAUCGUCGGCUUCUCAGGAGCGCACCGGGAUGACUCCGAGGAAGCAGCUCCUCAAGGAUGCCGGCGACCUUCCCCCUGGAAGCCAACAGGACGACGAAAACACGCAAGAGGACGAAGCACUGGACCACCAAGACGACAACGAUGAGCUCUCAUCGGCACCUGUGUCGUCGGCAUCAAGAGAAAAACGCAAAUCCAAACCCAAAGACAUGACAGAGGAGGAGAUGAUGGACUUGGCUCUGCGUCUGAGUGAACAGGAGGCCGGCGUCGCCGCGCUCAGACUCCAGCAGGAGGAGGAGGCCAUGAGGAAAGCCAUCCAAGAGAGCAUGGACAACCAGACCCAGAGUCUGCUCACCGAUGCUGAAGGUUCACUCAGGACCUUCUCUCGAAGGAAACUCUUGUAUGCAAAUGGGUGGAUGGCGCCUGCCAUCAAUCAGAGAGCAGCGGAGGACGUACGCACACCAGAGACGGGCCGAGGAGGAAACGAUGCCGAAGAUGCAUUCAUUAACCGGCUAAAAAAGCGGAAAAGGAAAGCUGGAAGUCCUCUGCUGGAGAUGCCGGACUUAUCGCAGGCUCACAAAGUCUUCUCUCAGGCUUCACCCUGCAGCUCCGAUUGUCUCUCAGCGUCUCUCGACUCUCCACAGAGCUCUGACUCGACCCAGAUCGACGCCUGUCAGCCUCCUAAAUCCCCCGUCUUCCCCUCCACCGAGUGCAGAGCCAAGGUUCAAGUCGCCCGGCUGAGCAAAGAGGUCUUGGAGACCUGGAGAACCUUGGGGUUUGUGUCCUGCUCUCAGGACAGUCGGAUCUCGACUCAAAAGUCUCAGACGGCUCGAGCCAAGAGUCCCACGUUUCCCGAAAGCCCCGAACGCUCCAAUAACCUUGCUUUCUCCGAGAGCUCUGUCUUCUCAGAGGCUGAUCAGGGAGAUGAUGGAGAGACCGAUCUGACUCCAGAGUACGUUAAAAGUCCGGUGUUCGGCAGGAAUAAGCUCAAGACGUCUCAAAAUGCCUGCAAACCCAGAAACUGGGUCUGCACCUCCUUAACCUCCUCUGUGAAGUCCACGUCCUGUUGUCCUAAGAGUCAGGUGUUCCCUAAAAGCCCCGGGCUACGCGACGACCUCCCAGCCACUGACGAAUCAGCAACCUGCACGGAGAGCGUGGUGGGACAGGCAGAGCAGAGCCGAGGGCGCUGUAGGAGCCCGGUGUUCGGCGCGGCCGCCGGACGCCAAGAGAUUCGUCCCGGCGAGCAGGAGCGCUCCUCGGGUCCUCCCGCCCCGGAGCGACCGCGGAACGCUGCUCGGGCUCCGCCCCGCCGUCACAGGCAGGACAGCGAGACAGAUCACAAGGAAGACGCCACGUUUAAGUCGUCUAACUCGGACUGCUCCUCCGAGAGGAUGCUGAGCGGCGAAGUAACGCUUCUCUGGUCCGAGGAUGACGACGACGACGAUGAAGAAGUCACGCCGGAGGGCUCCCCGAGCCCAGUGUUCCCAGAGGAGAGACCCGCUCACCAGGCACACAGGGAGGAUGCAUCCCAGGACCACGUGACUGCCGCUCCAGGGAAGAACUGCAGCUCUUCUUCGUCCACCAGCAGACCGCAGCCUUCCACAGAGCCACGACCACAGCCAAUCAGCAGCCAGGGAGCGGUCAGCAGGCCGUCCACCUCGUCUGGGGAGCUCGCAGGGGGGGCGACGGUCUGCUACUACUGGGGGGUUCCCUUCUGUCCAAGAGGGGUGGACCCAGACGAAUACACACAGGUGAUCCUGAGUCACAUGGAGGCGUAUGAGAAGAGCCUGAAGCAGGCUCAGAGGUGUCUGCUCAGGAAGGCUGAGUGGGGGGAGGCUGUCCUGCCUCAGCCUGAGAAAUCCCCUUCAUCCGAGUCGCCUGCAGAAUCCCCUCAGAAGCUCGUUCCUCGACGGCGCGGCCUCAAACUGAGAAGCAGAACUGCGUGCGAGUCAGCUAAUGCACCGCCCGAUGACGCAGAGGAGGAUGAGGAAGACGAGAAGGAUGAAGAGGGGGAAAGAGAGCGCAAAGAAGAAGAAGAAGAAGAAGCAGCGGACGAGGGGGAAGAAGGACCGGUGGAUGCUGAUGACUGUGAGGUUUGUCCAGAAACCCAACUGAGUGACAACGACGACGACCGGACGCAAGAUCUGAUGAUCCCAGCUGACCCACGAGCAAAGCUCGGAUUUCAGUUUGACAGUAAAAAGAGUCCAGAGCCGCCGGAGGCGGAGAUGAUUCUACAAGUCGAUUCUCCAGCUGAAGAUGGGCUGCAAGUAGAGGAGGACGAGAUGGAGGUGGACCCCGCGUCGGACAGAAAGACGGAAGCGAACACCUCCGGCGGCGCUGGGAAUGAGGGGACGGAGGAGGCCGUACGGGAUCCAGAUGUGGAGGAGACAAAGGGCCGAAGGCUCCAGAGGUCGGCGUCCCCCGAGCUGGAAGCGGCCGCCGGCCUCCCCCCGAGCCCCGAGAGCAAAGUGGACUGUCCCAUCUGUCAGGGGUCCUUCCCGCUGACGGAGAUCGAGAGGCACGCCGCGUACUGCGACGGAGAGGUGACCGUCGUGGAAGAGCGGAGGCCCGAGAAAGUCGGCCUGCAAGUGUCUUUGAAGCCCCGUAGGAAGAGAGCAAGAAGAGCAGAGCCCACCGAGGAGGACACUUACGCACUCUCCAACCCUGCCAGGAAUCAAGAGAAAUGUUACAUCUGUCAGAAAGCUGUUCCGCUGAAAGACUACGGCCGACACACCGAGCUCUGCCUCCAGCGCCAGGCGCCAAAGACGGCGCCGAAGGGAAAUCUGCUGUUGGCUCUGCAGCAAACAGAGAGCAGAGAUUCAGGCGCCGGGCCGUCCGGAUCCAGACUCCAGCCGGGCGAAGUCAUUGAUCUGCGGUAUGAUGAUGAUGAUGAUGAUGACGACGGCGACGAAGAGGAGCAGGGCAGCGUUUCGGCGCUCAGGAUCAGCAACUCUCCCAUCAGGUCCUUCACUCCCAUCUCAGAAGCCACCGACUGCCUUAUCGACUUCAAAAAAAAGCCGCGACCCAAGACGCUGCGUCAAAGACGAAGAUGAGGGCGGACGAUACCGGAAACCAGAGCCUUAACUCGAGACCCCAUCAGGUGGAUGUGACGUUAAGAUAAUAACUUUUAAAAAAAAGACUUACUGAUGUCACGCAUUUAUGCAGGUUAACGACUACAAGCACUUGAAUAGUUUCAAAAGAGGUUGCGGCACUUUUUUUUUUUUUUUUUGUACCACUAGCUUCAGCGUUUGAAUACGUUGAACGUGUUUCAGACUACCUCUUGAUGUAUUGAAACAUUUGCUUCAUGUUCAGCUCUGCGUCUUCCUCCCCUUCGGCUUGAGUCAAAUUCACACCGGCCGCGUUCCUUCAAUCGGGACGUUUCCGACGAACACUGCGCACGUGAAGUUGAACGCUGGUGUUAAACUAAUGCAGAUACUGGAGCUAUUGUGUUGUCAACUCUGUGUGGGGCAGCAGUACGGGUUUAUUCGAGUUAAUUUACAGGAAGGCACAGCGUAAGCUGUUAACCGAAGCCAUGUUGGACCCGCUGAGAGUGUCCUCAAAGGGCCACCGUAGAGAUUUUAACAAGUCGUUUAUUUAGAUCAACGUGGCCUUCUUUCCUGUGCACCACAGGAGCAAAGCUUCACAAAGUCCUCUCUCCACAUUCCAUCCGUUCCAUUUGAGGGCAAAUUAUGUUCAAUCGAAGCGCUUCAAUUUCAUUCAAUGAGUUUGUCAACAGAUAACAUUUUUGACCCCAUGAAAUGGGAUUCGAACCCCCCGUCGUAGGUGUGUGUGGGAAGGAAGUGCAAUUGAGUUUAGAUCACAAAACAGGAGGAAGUUACCUCAACGUUUGUUCACCAUCAAUUUCAUCUUGCAGAAAGCAGCUCAAAACGUGUCGUUGCUUUGCUUCUUAACGUCCUUUUCUCUCUCUGUAGUUCAUUUUAACGUGUGGGCUGACCAUAUCGAUCAGCCCACAUACCUGUCUGACUGUAUUGAACCUUGAAUAUGUAUCGGCGCUCUAGAGUUGAAGUCGCUUGGACUCGAUGUCUCUAAAACGGAAGUAAACUGGCUGAAACACA
Messenger RNA from Pungitius pungitius (ninespine stickleback), 4332 nucleotides. RefSeq names its product ubiquitin interaction motif containing 1 (gene uimc1). The coding region runs from base 244 to 3309 and encodes 1021 amino acids. Gene Ontology annotation, molecular function: histone binding; K63-linked polyubiquitin modification-dependent protein binding; DNA binding. Lineage: Eukaryota; Metazoa; Chordata; Actinopteri; Perciformes; Gasterosteidae. The record is from RefSeq and is a predicted model, not a curated record. Gene Ontology annotation, biological process: double-strand break repair; positive regulation of DNA repair. Gene Ontology annotation, cellular component: BRCA1-A complex. The transcript has 23 exons.